Molecule: messenger RNA, 1290 nt
Organism: Fibroporia radiculosa
Lineage: Eukaryota; Fungi; Basidiomycota; Agaricomycetes; Polyporales; Fibroporiaceae
Exons: 8
Coding region: 1-1290 (429 amino acids)
Biological process (GO): proteolysis
Molecular function (GO): aspartic-type endopeptidase activity
Source: RefSeq, a predicted model, not a curated record
AUGUCUCACAUCGUCGUCCGCUCUCUCCCCUUCUCCUCUCGCCUUACCUUUGCCUCCGCAAAGGAGCUCAUCGCCACCGAUAAGGCCAGAGCACAGAAGCUCCUCCAGGGCAUCAACCCCCACGGCCCCCUUGCCUUGUACGAGUCUCGCCGCCGUCGCCAUGAGCACGAGCGCCACGAACGCCACGAACGCCACGAGCAGCACCGACACGGCCACCGCACUACCGGAGCUACUACCGACACUGGUUCCACUGGUUCUGGUACUACCGACGCUGGCGAUGGCGUCAAUGUCACAGACGCGAGCGUAAACUACAACGCCUUCGUCGGUGUCGGCACUCCCGCCACAACCUAUACUCUUCUUAUCGAUACCGGUAGCUCCAACACCUGGGUUGGCGCAGACCAGACAUACACCCCCACUAGCUCUAGUAAGAGCACCGGAGACACCGUCAACGUGAGCUACGGCUCUGGCUCUUUCUCCGGAACCGAGUACACCGAUACGGUCACAAUCGCCCCAGCGCUGGUUAUUCAGAACCAAUCCAUCGGCGUCGCGUCCACUACGCAAGGCUUCAGCGGUGUUGACGGUAUUCUUGGUGUCGGCCCGGUCGAUCUCACUCAGGGAACCGUUUCGAACACCACGGAGGUCCCCACCGUCACGGACAACUUGUAUGCGCAGGGUACCAUCAGCGAAGAAGUCCUUGGCAUUUCUUUUGAGCCUACGACUGCCACUGACUCGGCCAACGGCGAGCUCACUUUUGGCGGAACUGAUAGUACUAAGUACACGGGAGAAAUCACGUAUACUCCCAUCACGACGACGUCCCCCGCGUCGAUGUACUGGGGAAUUAACCAGACGGUCACAUAUGGCACUUCCGAGACGUUGCUCCCCAACAACGCGGGCAUUGUCGACACUGGAACCACCCUGCUCAUGCUUGCAUCCGACGCGUUCUCUAAAUACCAGACGGCAACUGGCGCCACCAUGGACAACACGACGGGUCUGCUCACAAUCACUGAGGAGCAGUACGAGAAGCUGCAAUCGCUGUACUUUACCAUUGGUGGAACGACGUUUGAGUUCACCGCCAAUGCCCAGAUCUGGCCUCGUUCAUUGAACAGCACCCUUGGCGGAACUGAAGGUCAGAUCUACCUGAUCGCCAGCGACAUCGGCAGCCCGAGCGGAUCCGGCCUUGACUUCAUCAAUGGUUUCGGAUGGCUCCAGCGGUUCUACAGCAUAUUCGACACCACCAAUGCCCAGGUCGGCAUUGCGACCACGCCCUACACGGACGCCACCACCAACUGA